ACGCGCGCUCGGCCUCAGCUCCGCUCCGCACGUCGCGCACCCCCGCUCGCAGCCCGCAAAUGGUCUAGCCCGUCCGUAGCCACCACCUCCUUAGGCAGCGACAGCUGCUCCAGCUGCUGGGGGUCGAGCGCCGGAGCCCGAGCAGUGGCUGCCUCGGGCGGUAGGUGGGCGGAGGGGAGCACCAGACCGCCAGCUCAGGCUGCGGCCGGGGGCGGACGCCCGCGGGACACCGGGACGCGCGGGAGCCGCAGACAGACCGCCUGUGGCGGGGAGGCGAGGACCCGGCUGGGCUUUUCUCACUCGGUCCGUACAGGUAUCUUCUUGUUCCAUAACUUCAGUGCCCUGAAAUCUGAGCAUUCCACGAAGAUAAUAUGACAGGAACUUUCAGUGGUUUUGAGCCAUAUCCUACUUAGACUAAUGUGGACCUUCCAGAUUUCCUGAGAGCUUGGUACAGAGCACACAGUGUUUGCUAAUCGACUCAGGCAAUAAUGCCAUCUCUGCCUCAAGAAAGAGUUAUUCAGGGACCCUCUCCCCUGGAUCUGAAUACAGAAUUGCCUUAUCAAAGCACAAUGAAAAGGAAAGUCAGAAAGAAGAAAAAGAAGGGAAUAAUUACAGCAAAUGUUGCUGGGACAAAGUUUGAAAUUGUUCGUUUAGUAAUAGAUGAGAUGGGAUUUAUGAAAACUCCAGAUGAGGAUGAAACAAGUAACCUUAUAUGGUGCGAUUCUGCUGUUCAGCAGGAGAAGAUUGCAGAGCUGCAGAAUUACCAGAGGAUCAACCAUUUUCCAGGAAUGGGGGAGAUCUGUAGGAAGGAUUUCUUAGCAAGAAAUAUGACCAAAAUGAUCAAGUCCCGGCCUCUGGAUUAUACCUUUGUUCCUCGAACAUGGAUCUUCCCUGCUGAAUAUACACAAUUCCAGAACUAUAUGAAAGAAUUGAAGAAAAAAAGGAAGCAGAAAACUUUUAUAGUAAAACCAGCUAAUGGCGCUAUGGGUCAUGGGAUUUCUUUGAUAAGAAAUGGUGAUAAACUUCCAUCUCAAGAUCAUUUGAUCGUUCAAGAAUACAUUGACAAGCCUUUCCUAAUGGAAGGUUACAAGUUUGAUUUACGAAUUUAUAUUCUGGUAACAUCGUGUGAUCCACUGAAGAUAUUUCUUUACCAUGAUGGACUUGUGCGAAUGGGAACAGAGAAGUACAUUCCACCUAAUGAAUCUAAUUUGACCCAGUUAUAUAUGCACCUGACAAACUACUCUGUGAACAAGCACAAUGAGCAUUUUGAAAGAGAUGAAACGGAAAACAAAGGCAGCAAACGUUCCAUCAAAUGGUUCACAGAAUUCCUACAAGCAAAUCAACAUGAUGUUGCUAAGUUUUGGAGUGACAUUUCAGAGUUGGUUGUUAAGACUCUGAUUGUAGCAGAGCCUCAUGUCCUGCAUGCCUAUCGAAUGUGCAGACCUGGUCAACCCCCAGGAAGUGAAAGUGUCUGCUUCGAAGUCCUGGGAUUUGAUAUUUUGUUGGACAGAAAACUAAAACCAUGGCUUCUCGAGAUCAAUCGAGCUCCAAGCUUUGGAACUGAUCAGAAAAUAGACUAUGAUGUGAAAAGGGGAGUGCUGCUAAAUGCACUGAAGCUACUAAACAUCAGACGAAUUUAUCCUCCUGAAGAUAAAACCCUGCUUGAAAAGUAUGAAAAUUUGUUGGCCGCUGCCUUUCAGACCUUCCUUUCGGGAAGAGCAGCUUCAUUCCAGCGAGAGCUGAACAACCCUUUAAAAAGGAUGAAGGAGGAAGAUAUUUUAGAUCUCCUGGAGCAAUGUGAAAUUGAUGAUGAAAAGUUGAUGGGCAAAACUGCCAAGCCUCGAGGACCAAAGCCUCUGUGUUCCAUGCCUGAGAGUACUGAGAUGGUGAGAAGACAGAAGUACUGCAGUAGUGACAGCAGUUAUGAUCAUAGCAGCAGCUCUUCAGAAUCCGAUGAAAAUGAAAAAGAAGAGUACCAAAAUAAGAAACGAGAAAAGCAAGUUACUUAUAAUCUUAAACAGUCCAACCACUACAAAUUAAUGCAACAACCCAGCUCCAUAAGGCGUUCUUUCAGUUGCCCUCGGUCAAUCUCUUCUCAAUCACCUUCCAGUGUGGACAUCCGCCCCUUUUCUGCUCAACAAAUGAUAUCACCACCCCGGCCAAUUUCAGGGUCUCGGUCACAUUCCUUAAACCGUGCUUCCUCCUACACGAGGCAUCUGCCUCCUAGUAAUGAUGCCAGCUCUACGAACUCUCAGAGUGAGUCUUUGCGGCAACUGAGAACAAAAGAACAAGAAGACGAUCUAACAAGUCAGACCUUAUUUGUUCUCAAGGAUAUGAAGAUCCGGUUUCCAGGCAAAUCAGAUGCAGAAUCAUUACUUCUGGUGGAAGAUAUCAUUGAUAACUGGAAGUAUCAUAAAACAAAAGUGGCUUCAUAUUGGCUCAUAAAACUGGACUCUGUAAAACAGCGAAAAGUUUUGGACAUAGUAAAAACAAAUAUUCGUACAAUUCUGCCACGUAUCUGGAAGGUACCUGAUGUUGAUGAACUAAAUUUAUAUAGGAUUUUUAACCGGGUUUUUAAUCGCUUACUCUGGAGUCAUGGCCAAGGAUUGUGGAACUGUUUCUGUGAUUCAGGAUCCUCUUGGGAGAGUAUUUUCAAUAAAAGCCCAGAGAUGGUGACUCCUUUGCAGCUCCAGUGUUGCCAGCGCCUGGUGGAGCUUUGUAAACAGUGCCUGCUAGUGGUUUACAAAUAUGCAACUGACUCAAGAGGAUCACUCUCAGGCAUUGGUACCGAUUGGGGUAAUUCCAGGUAUUUACUACCAGGAAGUACACAAUUCUUCAUGAGAACACCAACCUACAACUUGAAAUACAAUUCACCUGGAAUGACUCGCUCCAGUGUUUUGUUUACACCCCGAUAUGGCCAUUUAUGAAACAGAAGGGAAGCUCGCCAUGGGUUAUGCAUAAUAGCAAUUCAUUUCCCCCCUAAUUUAAACAUGCAAAGAAAGCGACCAUUAAGUGCUGUUUUAUGUAUAUAUGACAUAUAUAUUUGUGAAAUAUACACACACAUGCACUCAACAUGUAUAUUUAUUAUUAUAUGAUAGAAGAAUUAGUAGAAAAUGGAUAUAAGACUUAACCUUUCUGGAAAUGUAAUAAACCAUGUUAAUAUUGUUUACAAAAAUAUGUGAAUGUCUAGAAUUUGCUAGGUUUAUAAUUAAUACCUUCCUACUAGAAAUGUUAUUUUUGCUGCAGAGUAUAUAAAACAGAAUUGAUCUGAAGAUCCCAUUACAGUGUUAAAUUAUUUUCUAGAUAACACAUCUUUUGACUUGAAAAAGCAUUAAUAGUAUAAUACCAUAUUAAUUCUCUUAUGUGUAGUAGCCAUUUAAAAUGAAAGAAAAAUUAGAAGCCUGAUGUUGUUGAUGAUAGGAUUAAGUAUAAAACGGGUUUAUCAUUACUAUGGCACACUAUAAAGUACUAUAAAAAUCCCAACCCGAUUCUUCAAUAUUUUGAUUCCUCAUUGUGGAAAUUUAGCUACUUAUUAUAAUGUACAUUUUCAGUAAGGAUCUGGUAAGGUCACAUUAUGGUCUAAAAUGGAAGACAAUCCAGUUCGUUAAAAAUAAAACAUAAAUUAGCUUUUAUUUUUACUUUUCAUCAGGAGUUACAUAAAGAAACAAAAAAAUGAUGAUGAUGACAAAAAUCUUUUCAUAUAAUUUUUAUAUCUGAUACCACUCACUUAUAUUUGGAAAGUAUAUCUCCAUGGGUACUUAUGGUCAAAUAUAACUUUUUCUGUUCUUCAGAAGUAGACGAGUUGACAUUUAAAACUCAUUUCAAUAUUAUGGGAUAAUGCGUCACAAUUAUCUUAUAAGUUUUUCAAUUUUGAGACCAAUAUAUAUUGCAAGGUCUAACACAGAGUUUCAUAUUGCACCAUAGAAAAUAAAUUGCUGCAAAUAGAAGAUUUUGAUUACUAGGUAUUAUUAGUCAUGGUGCACUCUUGAGAAUUUUUUAAAUCAAAAUAGAGUGUGAAGUUCCUUUUUGUUCAAAGUUAUUAUGCAUAAGUUUCAUAGCAGUUCACUUCCUUUUUCUUACAGUUUCAAAAACAAUGAGUGAGCUUUCAGUUUUCCAUGAAAAUAUAAACAAACACUAUCAUUGACAUGGAAAUCCUUAGAAAUUGCAAUAUUCACCUUUUAGAAGUUUGUUUAAACUUCUCGCAAAAGUUUUAUUUUCUCACAGAUGCUAAUUAUUUACAAAAUUCACGAAUGUUUUAUCUCCAUUCAUUACAUGAAAAGCUAUUUCCAGUAAAUCAAGAAAUGGCCCCAAAGCAGAAGAACUGAGAAAGGCAAACUGGCCUGGUUUAAUUAACAAGCUGGAUAAUUGGCAACCCAAAGUUGUAAGUUAGGUAUACUUUGCUUUUAAGUCCAUAUUCUGAGACUAUCUUAGGCUAAAAUAGGUUAUUUCCUAAAUAAUUGCUAGCCAUUUGAUUCUUUAUGACUACUUAACAUCCAUAUUCCAAUAGAUACCUUUUCUUGCUAGAUGUAUCCCAAAGAAGAAUUUAUUGUCCUGCUGGCAAAAGAGAAGAAAAAUGUCAGGAUGAAGUAAAUUACUGUGUGAGCGUUUAUGACUCCAUUUUGUGAAAUCUUAAAUAUGUUAUAGAUUUUUCAUAAUGUAAACAUUGGAAUAUUACAAAAUCAUUAUAAGAAUGAUCAGCAAGUAGACAUUUUCAUGGAGUAUUUUUAGUCAUUUUUCUUUUACAUUCACAAUUUGUCCAUGAAUAAGACACAAUUUCAAAUGUCUGGUAUAUGCUAUCAACAGUUUGUUGGCCAUUCACUUGCAUUAGUUUAAAUAAAAAUGGUUAUUUAAUUUGCUAGUGUGGGUAGUUUGGGGCUUCUAUCCUUAGUUAUACAACAGUAAAAUUUUUAUUUAAGACAAAAAGAAGAAUGUUCAACAUGGAGAUGAGCCCUCUCCCCCUAGAACAAAACACAAGCGUGCGCGCGCACACACACACACACACACACACACACACACACAAAUUUAAAGUUCAAGAUUAAAUUUAAAUGUAUGAAACUACCCAACUAAUUGAUUAAAAAUUUUCAUUUCUGUAGCUAUUUGUCUGCCUUUUUGUGAGCACUAGAAUUUUAUUGUCCACAUUUGCCUAUUUAUACUGAUCUAGUUUGAUAUGAUGGAGUUUAUGAAUAAAGCCAUGUACUCAUUAUUUAUGUAUACUGCCUGUAUGCGGUGGUCUAUGGUUGCUGUAGUGCUGAUUUUCUAAUGAGAAACUAAGAAGAUGCAGUAAUAAACUGUGGAAGUCUCUAGAGACCGUAGAAAUGUUAUACAGGUAUAAAAUAUUCUGUAGUUUUUAUUAUAGAAUUUUUAUUCAUGGGGUUAAAGCAUAUCAGUAUAAGUGAUAGUGUAUGGGUCUGACUCUUUCUUGUAGGAGAGAAAAUAACUUUAUCUGAAAAACUCCAGAUGCUAUUCAGUCUUACGAAGAGUUUUUAAUAGGGAAUUUGGUUUACUUAUGAUGAAAGCAUAUUUUCAUUCUGUUAAUAAAAAUAUCCUUGAUCAUUCUGUAAAUCUAAGAUUGGCAUGCUUCCUAGAAAUGUGUAUGAUUGGAAUGAUUUCCAGAAUUACAUCGAAAGCAGCCUUUUUGUUUUAAAUCAUUAUCUAUGAGCAUAGUAUGAGAUUGCAGAUUUAAUAAUCCAGCGUUGUAGAUUAGUUGCCAUUUGUUAUCUGUUGAAGGAAAUACUGUGAUUAUUUUUUACUAGCAACACAUUUAAUUCUACUAGCAUUUCAAUUACCUUGUAUGUAUAAAAAUGAAUUUACAGCAGGAUCAAAUGUGGAAAUGGCAGUAGUAACCUCUGCAUAGAAUGUAGUUGGAUAUCCCUGGUUAUCUAUAAGAUGCAAAGAUCUAUACUAAUUUUUUGUAGGUCUAAAUACACACAAGGUUUCUACUAAUUCCUCCUCCC
This is a messenger RNA of Hipposideros armiger (great roundleaf bat), 5954 nucleotides long. It is a transcript of the gene TTLL7, whose product is annotated as tubulin tyrosine ligase like 7. The record is from RefSeq and is a predicted model, not a curated record. Lineage: Eukaryota; Metazoa; Chordata; Mammalia; Chiroptera; Hipposideridae. Gene Ontology annotation, molecular function: tubulin-glutamic acid ligase activity; tubulin binding. Gene Ontology annotation, biological process: protein polyglutamylation; microtubule cytoskeleton organization. Gene Ontology annotation, cellular component: ciliary basal body. Bases 489 to 2927 code for a protein of 812 amino acids. The transcript has 19 exons.